Cladophialophora immunda is the source of this 1546-nucleotide messenger RNA. RefSeq lists its product as uncharacterized. Lineage: Eukaryota; Fungi; Ascomycota; Eurotiomycetes; Chaetothyriales; Herpotrichiellaceae. Gene Ontology annotation, molecular function: transmembrane transporter activity. Gene Ontology annotation, biological process: transmembrane transport. The coding region runs from base 1 to 1524 and encodes 507 amino acids. Gene Ontology annotation, cellular component: membrane. The record is from RefSeq and is a predicted model, not a curated record. The transcript has 10 exons.
AUGUCUGAAAAACACCAGUCAGACCAUGUCGAGGCCGGUUGGUCUCCCGUCGAGACCGAACCUCAAGCGAGCGCAAAUGUGCCUGCUGGCCACGUUCCCAUGACAAAUGAGGAGAAGGCUUUGAGCCGGGCGUUGAACCGAAAAUUCGACAUCGCCCUCUUGCCUUUUCUGUCGUUGCUGUAUCUCUUCAACGGCCUGGAUCGGGGCAACGUGGGAAAUGCCGAGACACAAGGCUUCACCAAGGACAUUGGAGCUCAGCCAGACGAUCUCAACCUGGCCGUGAGCUUGUUCUUCAUCACUUUUGUGCUGUUUCAGCCUCCCUCCGCUGCAGUCGGAAGAUACCUUGGCGCGAAGAACUGGGUGCCUGUCAUCAUGGUUUGCUGGGGCAUCCUCACCAUCUGCCAGGCUUUUAUCAAAGGACGAGGCACGCUGAUUGGUACGCGACUACUCAUUGGCCUUUUCGAAGCAGGAUUCUAUCCUUGCUGUGUUUUCUACUUGUCAACUUUCUAUACGCGCUUCGACCUCGCUGUACGCAUUGGCCUCUUUUACGGACAAUAUGCCGUCGCCGGUGCAUUCUCUGGCUGCAUUGCGUAUGGGAUUUUCCACAUCAAGACCGGUUCGCUCAAAAACUGGCAAUACCUCUUCAUCAUCGAAGGGGGCGCCACGUGCCUGAUCGCCAUCAUUGCGUGGUUCUGGCUGCCCCUCGGCCCCGGUAGUGCGUGGUUUCUGAAAGAGAAGGAUCGCGCGUACGCGGCGGAGCGUAUCCGUCUGGAUAACGCGAUGUACGCGCAGCACACCUAUGGCGACAGCGGGGUCGAGAAGGAGAGGUUGACGCGGCGGGAUGUGAUUGAGACAGCAUAUGAUUGGAAAUUGUGGUUCGUGUUAUUCUUCAACAUUCUGGCCAGCGUCCCCGGUCAAGCAUUCUCGGUGUUUCUCCCUCUGGUGGUUGCCGGGCUGGGAUAUUCCUCCAUCGAGGCGAACUUGAUGUCGGUGCCGCCAUAUAUCUGUGGAGCAGUUGGGCUGUACAUCUUCGCCGUCAGCUCCGAUCGAGCGAAGGAACGGGGCUAUCACAUCUUUGUCGGGCUCCUGAUCACCCUCAUCGGGCUGAUCAUCACGGUAACCGUCCAGGGCCACGGCGGGAAGUACGCUGGCUUGUGCAUCUUGCUGUUUGGCAGCUACAUCUCUGCGCCCCUGACCGUGGCCUGGUUGAGCGGGAACACUCCUGAACCCGGCAAGAGAGCCCUCGUGCUGGGCGUGAACGGGUUUGGGAACCUGUCGGGGGUCAUCGGCUCACAGCUCUUCCGGGCAUCAUACGCGCCCAAGUACUUGGUACCAUUUUAUGUGACACUGGCAUUCAUCGCCGUUGCGCUGGCCGGAUACCUUGCCUACCGUUUCACAUUGGCGGCGGUGAACAAGCGACGGCAGGCCAAACUGGCGGCCAUGAGCCCCGAAGAGAUCGAAGACGAGAAAGUCAACCCUCGGCGAUAUGCGGACAAGAAGUACACGUUCAUUUACGGCCUGUAACGCCGUCUCCUCGUGGGCAGGG